Messenger RNA from Exophiala spinifera, 1845 nucleotides. RefSeq lists its product as uncharacterized. The coding region runs from base 1 to 1845 and encodes 614 amino acids. The record is from RefSeq and is a predicted model, not a curated record. The transcript has a single exon. NCBI's taxonomy places the organism in Eukaryota, Fungi, Ascomycota, Eurotiomycetes, Chaetothyriales, Herpotrichiellaceae.
AUGCACCCUCUAUAUCUGCCACUCGCCGGCGCAUCCCUAAUCACCCUCGCAGCCGCCCAAAGCACAGUAUCUCUGGCCAUCACCGCCAAACCCACCGCCGGUGUGUCCAAGGUCAUCAGUCCUUCGUUCGCGGGCUUUGGUAUCGAGUCCUCCAACCUCUACUCGUUCACAGGAGGAAGUUCAGAAAACCAGCUCACCCGAAAUCUGUUGGCGAAUCUGGCAAACUACACCGGCACUCCGCCGCAUUUGCGCAUCGGAGGGAACACGCAAGACUACUUCAUCUACGACCAGUCUCAGAAUGACUAUAUCUGCGAGCACAACCCUAACCCCGUCGGCCAGGGAAAUUAUCCUUCCGACAUGCUCAUUAUCGGACCCCGGUACUUCGAGGUCAUCAACCGGUUUCCCAGCAAUACCCCCAUCACCUUCGGCCUAAACCUGGCGUACGAGGAGUCGGACUAUAUCGACCGGAUAACAACCAUGGCCUCAGAAGCUAUCAAAGGAUUGAACAAUGUCAACUUGGUGUCUUUUGAAAUUGGCAAUGAGCCUGAUCUGUACCUCCAGAAUGGUUUUCGAACCGGUAACUGGGGUGGCCAAGUCUAUACCCAGCAGUGGUUGGACCGAGCAAGUGCCGUCUGGGAACAAGUACUCCGGCCGAACAAUCUUCCCAGUAGCUUCUUUGAGCCGGGUACCACUGCCUCGACCAUUGGCACUUCCUUUAUGAUUGAGGACCUGGACCAAUUUGGCAUCACUGUCCAAGCCAAUAACUCCGACAAGCCUUACGUCGCCAGCUGGAAUCAGCACGACUAUUACUACUAUAUUGGCGUCUCGACCUAUCCACUGACACAGUACGACUUCAUGACGCUUUCCACCACCAAUGAUCAGUUUGCCGCCUGGGUCUCUCAGAUACAGCAAGCCUUUGACACAGACUACCCAUAUGCCCUGCGUGAAAUGGGUGUUGUCGGGCCCAUUGGAAUGGACGGCAUCACAAACACUUUCGGAGCGUCUCUAUGGACGUUGAAUUUCCUUCUGUAUGCAGCCACCCUCAAUAUCUCUUCGGUUCAGCUGCACAUGACCGACAAUAGUAACGCUAGUGCCUGGCAACCGGUUGAGUUUUACGGGAACCAGCCGUUUGUGCGACCUAAUUACUAUGGUGCGGCUGCUUUUGAUCUUGCCAUCGGACCCGGUUGCCAGGCUCAGGUUGGCGGCUUCAUCUUUCAUGAUGCACCGGCGGUGUAUGCAGGUCGGAUUGCUGCAUAUUCAAUUUACCAGGACAGCAGCCUGGCGACGAUUGUUCUGAUCAAUUCCAACCCGGCCAACGUCUCAUCAACCGAUAAGCCGACCUUGACCUUUGAGCUGUCGCUGCCAACUGAGUUUGCUGGCCAAGACCUUUACCUCUCUUAUCUAACCAACGCCGGCGCUGACGCGAAGCACGGUACUACGUUUGCUGGCGUCAGCUACGAAGAGAAUGGUGACGGUACGGCUUCUCGGGUCAAUGAUACCAUCCCGAAAGUCACUAUUGGAGACGAUGGCAGUGUUUCAGUACCCGUUCGCGAUACACAGGCGGUGGUAGCCAAUAUUGGAGCAGCACUGGCUCAAAGGAGUUCGAAUGCGAGCGCUUGCGCUGCCCUUGCGUCCAGUUCUCCAGAUGCUAGUCCUGUCACAAGUGCGGUGGGAACCAGCACUGCUUUUAGCACAUCAUCAUCAUCUACUCAUACUAAUGCCGCAUCUCGCACCGGCAGCACCGCACGAGCAAGCAAUACUAAUGGCGUGAGCGGACUCUCUACAAUGAUUUUAGGUAUCAUUGCAUCGGCAUUUUUGAGCGGGUUUUAUUUGCUCUUGAUAUGA